AGCUCCUGCCGCUAUGCUCAGAAGCGGUAAGGAGGAGAGCAGAGGGGACUUGGCCUGACGGAUUGCCAAGGACUGGCCCUGCUAAGCGGGGAAUCGCCUUAACCAGACGAGAAGGUGCAGAGACGAGAAUAAAGACGGGGACAACUCAGACGACUGGGGAAGGAGUGAGACGAGAAAGCAAGGCCUUUAAGCCGGGCGGGACUUAGGGUGGAGGGGGAGGGGUGGGGUGGGGAGGGAAGCCGGAAGCCGGGAACUACAAGUCCCAGAAGGCGUAGCGGCUAAGUCCUGGAUGCCGUGGCGUGAAGCUUGAUGGGACUGGUGGUUUUGCGAAGGACUUAACCUAGAGGUUUGCGAGGUUGGACAUUCUGAGACCCGCGGCGCCCGGAGCGGGAGACAUGGAACUGGAGCAGAGAGAGGGGACCAUGGCAGCUGUGGGCUUUGAAGAGUUCUCAGCGCCGCCAGGCUCGGAGUUGGCACUGCCUCCGCUGUUCGGUGGUCACAUCUUGGAGAGCGAGCUGGAGACGGAAGUGGAGUUCGUCUCUGGAGGUCUGGGUGGCUCGGGGCUCCGGGAGCGAGAUGAAGAAGAGGAGGCCGCCCGCGGCCAGCGGCGGCGCCAGCGGGAACUAAAUCGUAGGAAGUACCAGGCGCUAGGGCGGCGCUGCCGGGAGAUCGAGCAGGUGAAUGAGCGGGUCCUGAACAGGCUCCAUCAGGUGCAAAGGAUAACACGGAGACUUCAGCAGGAGCGGAGGUUCCUCAUGAGAGUGCUGGACACUUACGGUGACGAUUACCGCACCAGCCAGCUCACCAUCGUCCUGGAGGACGAGGGCAGCCAGGGCACAGAUGCUCCCACCCCCGGCAACGCCGAGAACGAGCCUCCAGAGAAAGAGGGGCUGUCCCCGCCCCGAAGGAUGCCUGCACCCCCAGAGCCCAGCAGCCCGACCCCAGCUGAAGGGCCCAGCGGACGCAAGAGGCGGCGAGCACCCCGGGACGGACGCCGAGCGGGAGCUGUGCUGACUCCAGAGCUGGCCCCGGUGCAGAUUAAGGUCGAGGAAGACUUUGGCUUUGAAGCAGAUGAGGCCCUGGACUCCAGUUGGGUUUCUCGGGGGCCAGACAGACUGCUGCCCUACCCCACCCUAGCCAGCCCCCCCUUUGACUGACCCCCACCCCCAAUAAACUGACCCCCAGA
Messenger RNA from Zalophus californianus (California sea lion), 1186 nucleotides. RefSeq names its product TCF3 fusion partner (gene TFPT). Gene Ontology annotation, biological process: apoptotic signaling pathway; positive regulation of apoptotic process; apoptotic process. Gene Ontology annotation, cellular component: Ino80 complex. NCBI's taxonomy places the organism in Eukaryota, Metazoa, Chordata, Mammalia, Carnivora, Otariidae. Gene Ontology annotation, molecular function: DNA binding. The record is from RefSeq and is a predicted model, not a curated record. The transcript has 6 exons. The coding region runs from base 396 to 1157 and encodes 253 amino acids.